This is a messenger RNA of Ylistrum balloti, 897 nucleotides long. RefSeq names its product tRNA pseudouridine synthase B-like. NCBI's taxonomy places the organism in Eukaryota, Metazoa, Mollusca, Bivalvia, Pectinida, Pectinidae. The transcript has a single exon. Gene Ontology annotation, cellular component: mitochondrion. The record is from RefSeq and is a predicted model, not a curated record. Gene Ontology annotation, molecular function: RNA binding; pseudouridine synthase activity. Gene Ontology annotation, biological process: mRNA pseudouridine synthesis; tRNA modification. Bases 1 to 897 code for a protein of 298 amino acids.
AUGGACGAUCCUUCUGUUAUUUUUCUAAACAAGUCAAGUGGAAUCACUUCUCAUACAGCUAUAAAAAAAAUCCAGGAAAUACUUCAAUGUAAAAAAAUAGGACACAGUGGAACAUUGGAUAAAUUUGCUUCUGGCCUCGUUAUUGUGUUGCUCAAUAAGGCAACCAAGCUUAGCAGUUUUUUUCUUACGCAAAAUAAGAGCUACCAUGCGGAGAUAUAUUUUGGCAUAGAGACAGAUACGCUUGAUCCAGAAGGAAAACCUAUUCGUAGGGGAGCGGUUCCUAGCCUUAGUGAUAUCAGUUGUGUUCUUGCUGAUUAUUUCAGCGGGAGCAUAGAACAAGUUCCGCCCCUCUAUUCUGCAGUGCAUGUUCAUGGAAAGCGUGCAUCUUCUCUUGCAAGACAAGGAUAUAGCCCUGCACUAAACUCAAGAAAAGUGUGCAUACAUAGCUAUUCAAUAGUAAAAUACGCAGCUCCCUUGCUUAGUAUUCUGUUUACUGUAUCAAGUGGAACUUAUAUACGUGCUAUAGCAAGAGAUCUAGGUGUAUUGUGUAAUUCUGCUGCGUAUCUUCAUGCUUUACAACGUACAUCCAUUGGUAACAUACAGCUUACUGAUGCAGUGCAAUUAGAGCAUAUAGCACAGCAGAGAAUGCCAGCUAAGCAGGGUACAAUAGUACAUAGUGCUGUAAAUGCGCUGGAAAAGAUAGCUCAAGUACAAAAAAUAUAUGUGCAUGAUCUGCAUGAAAGAGAGAGGGUGCAGAAUGGUAUGCUUCCAUUACCUUUAGCGAGUGCAUCGAAAAACGCAUCAAAAGACAAGGACUUCCUUGCUCUCUAUGAUACGCUAGGGUGCUUGGGUGUAUGGCAUAAUGGUAAGGUGUGCAAGUCAAUUUUUCAUAUAUAA